Hyaloscypha bicolor E is the source of this 1797-nucleotide messenger RNA. Its product is annotated as t-complex protein-like protein 1. Lineage: Eukaryota; Fungi; Ascomycota; Leotiomycetes; Helotiales; Hyaloscyphaceae. Gene Ontology annotation, cellular component: chaperonin-containing T-complex. The coding region runs from base 116 to 1771 and encodes 551 amino acids. Gene Ontology annotation, biological process: protein folding. The record is from RefSeq and is a predicted model, not a curated record. Gene Ontology annotation, molecular function: ATP binding; ATP-dependent protein folding chaperone; ATP hydrolysis activity. The transcript is spliced from 5 exons.
UGAUGAACGAAACGUUGCAUGACAACCUCCUUUUCUGAUCUUGAAGCUUUUGUUGUUCGAUUUGAAGCACCCAAGAAGCAGUCUGCAGUCCUGAAGACCGUCCCCUCCCCUCAAGAUGGCUAUGAAUAUUGAUAUGUCACAAGCCUCGGUCAUCAAAGAUGAGCAAGGCAGACCAUUCAUUGUCGUCCGAGACCAAGGCAAGAAGAAGAGACAACACGGUACCGAUGCCGUCAAAUCACAUAUCCUCGCCGCAAGAACCGUUGCCAAUAUCGUGAAAACUUCCCUUGGCCCCCGAGGGCUCGACAAAAUCCUGAUUUCGCCUGAUGGAGACAUCACAGUUACGAACGACGGCGCAACGAUCCUGAGCCAGAUGGAGAUAUCAAACCACGUUGCGAAGCUUCUUGUUGAGUUGUCCAAGUCACAGGAUGACGAAAUAGGAGAUGGUACAACUGGUGUGGUGGUUCUGGCCGGAGCACUGUUAGAGCAGGCGGCAGAGCUCAUCGACAAGGGAAUCCACCCCAUCCGAAUAGCAGAUGGCUACGACCAGGCAUGCGAUAUUGCUGUUGCUGAGCUGGACAGAAUUGCAGAUACUAUCGAAUUCACAAAAUCGGACAGAGGAAAUCUGAACAGGGUGGCGAGGACGAGUUUGGGGAGCAAAAUCGUCUCCAAAGCUCAUGACCAGUUUGCAAAGAUUGCUGUGGAUGCCGUGAUGUCUGUGGCUGAUCUCGAGCGCAAGGAUGUGGAUUUUGAUCUGAUCAAGGUUGACGGCAAGGUCGGCGGAUCACUUGAGGAUUCUCUACUGGUUCAGGGUGUUAUCGUUGACAAGGACUUCUCUCAUCCCCAAAUGCCAUCCGAGGUCCGUGAUGCCAAGAUUGCGAUUCUGACUUGUGCGUUCGAGCCCCCCAAGCCGAAGACGAAGCACCACUUGGAUAUCACAAGUAUAGAGGAGUUCAAGAAGUUACAGACCUACGAGAAAGACAAGUUCGCAGAGAUGAUUAACAUGAUCAAGGAUACUGGUGCCAAUCUUGUUAUUUGCCAGUGGGGCUUUGAUGACGAGGCGAACCAUCUUCUGUUACAGAACGAUCUUCCCGCAGUCAGAUGGGUUGGAGGUCCCGAAAUCGAGCUGAUUGCUAUUGCUACGAACGGAAGGAUAGUGCCAAGAUUCGAAGACUUGUCAGCAGAGAAGCUUGGGAAAGCAGGGAUUGUACGAGAGAUGGAGUUUGGUACAACGAGAGAGAAGAUGUUGGUGAUUGAGGAGUGUGCAAAUACGCGAGCGGUCACCGUCUUUGUCAGAGGCAGCAACAAAAUGGCAAGGUUCCAGUUUGGAAUUGCAAAGCGAUCCCUCCAUGAUGCUCUCUGCGUGGUCCGGAAUCUUGUCCGAGAUAACCGUGUCGUAUAUGGCGGAGGAGCAGCAGAAAUCGCCUGCUCCCUCGCCGUCGAAGAUGCAGCGGUCAAGUCCCCUGGCCUCGAGCAAUACGCCAUGCGAGCAUUCGCCGAUGCUCUCGACGCCAUUCCCAUGGCCCUGGCAGAGAACUCCGGCCUGUCACCUAUCGAGACCCUCGCCAGCAUCAAGAGCAGACAAGUCACCGAGAAGAAUACCAGAUUAGGAGUUGACUGCAUGCAAACUGGCAGCAACGACAUGAGAGAUGCGUUUGUCAUUGAUCCCUUGAUCGGGAAGAGACAGCAGUUGAUGCUGGCAACCCAGCUGUGUCGCAUGGUGUUAAAGGUCAAUAAUGUCAUUAUUGCGGGAAGCGAUGAGAAUGAAUUCUAAAAGCGAGACUUGUGUACCAUAGCUGU